This is a messenger RNA of Pangasianodon hypophthalmus (striped catfish), 5706 nucleotides long. Its product is annotated as zinc finger protein 345. Lineage: Eukaryota; Metazoa; Chordata; Actinopteri; Siluriformes; Pangasiidae. Gene Ontology annotation, molecular function: protein binding; histone methyltransferase activity. Bases 260 to 2539 code for a protein of 759 amino acids. Gene Ontology annotation, cellular component: nucleus. The record is from RefSeq and is a predicted model, not a curated record. The transcript is spliced from 7 exons.
UCCACGCUGAAACUCCACUCCAGUCCAGGUGGCGGCGGUAACGCGCCCGCUAGCGGCGUCUCCAACCUCCAGCAAACACUGAAGAAGAAAAGCUUUUCUCUCCUGAGCAUCUGUUUACCUGCCCGAACUAACCGCAUUAAAAUAUUUCUAGUAGAGUUUACACUUACACUUAAAUUUGAUCUGAAAUGAAAAGCGCGUUACUGUGAGGAUUUAAAACUCCUUUCUGCUUUAAACCCUGAGGUCAAGGCAGUAAAACACUAUGAGUUCAGCUGGAGACAGACAGCACUCUUCCAGGAAGUCUUCGGCUCCUGAUUCUGCUCGCUCACAGCUGUCUGAGGCCAUGAAAACAGAGACUAAUGGAGGGAAAGAAGGCAGUGUGAUGAAAGAGGAGACCCUGGAGCUGAGCAUCAGUAACCAUGGAAACGGCCUUACCAGCACACCUGAAUUUAUCUCCAUUAAAGAGGAAGAAGCUGAUGAUAAAGACUUCCUCUAUUGCGAAGUUUGCCAGUCCUUCUUCUUUAAAAAGUGUGAGGUCCACGGUCCGGCGCUCUUCAUCCCUGAUACUGCUGUUCCCAUGGGGGUCACUGACCGAGCCAGACAAACUCUUCCUCCUGGACUAGAGAUUCAGAAGUCCAGUAUUCCUGAUGCAGGCCUGGGAGUGUUUAAUAAAGGGGAGACUGUUCCAGUUGGUGCACAUUUCGGACCCUACCAGGGAGAGCUAGUAGACAGAGAGGAAGCUAUGAACAGUGGAUACUCUUGGGUGAUACAUAUGGGUAGCCAGUGUGAAGAAUACAUAGAUGCCAAGAGAGAGAUGCAUGCUAACUGGAUGAGGUAUGUGAAUUGUGCUCGUAAUGAUGGAGAGCAAAAUCUUAUGGCAUAUCAGUAUCGAGGGGAGAUUCUGUACCGUUGCUGUCGACCCAUUAAUCCAGGACAGGAGCUCUUGGUGUGGUAUGAAGAGAAAUAUGCCAGAGAUCUAGGCCGUACGUUUGACUACCUCUGGAAUAAAAAGUGCUCUGCAAAUGAACUAACUGACGGUCUUUUGCAAAUCUUCUCCUGCUCCUUGUGCCCGCUUUCCUAUACAUCUAAAAUUUACCUCAACAAACACAUCAAGAGAUGCCACUACGAGGAGUAUGUGAGACUGCAGCAAUCAGGAGAGUUUAAAUAUGAGAUUCAGAUACCUACAAAAGGCUCCAGUUGUCAGCAAACAUCAUCUGGUACUCUCAGUUCAGACACGUCUCACAGAGAAAUGCAGAAGGAAGUUCACCACUGCUCAGACUGUGGAAAGAGAUUUACUCAUCAAGGCAAUCUUCAGCGACACCAGCACAUUCACACAAGACAGAAGCCGUAUCACUGCUCACAGUGUGGAAAAAGUUUUAAUCGAAAGGAUCAUCUUCAGCAACAUCAGCGCAUUCACACAGGAGAGAAGCUGCAUCACUGCUCACAGUGUGGAAAGAGUUUUAAUCAUCAGAGUCAACUCCAACAACACCAGCGCAUUCACACAGGAGAGAAGCCGUACCACUGCUCACAGUGUGGAAAGAGUUUUACUGAUCAGAGUUCUGUACAACGACACCAGCGCAUUCACACAGGAGAGAAGCCGUACCACUGUUCACAGUGUGGAAAGAGUUUUAGUCAUCAGGGUAAUCUUCAGCGACACCAGCGCAUUCACACAGGAGAGAAGCCUUAUCACUGCUCACAGUGUGGAAAGAGUUUCUCUCAACAGAGUCAUUUCCAACAACACCAGCGCAUUCACACAGGAGAGAAGCCGUAUCACUGCUCACAGUGUGGAAAGAGUUUUAGUCAUCAGGAUAAUCUUCAACUACACCAGCACAUUCACACAGGAGAGAAGCUGUAUCAGUGCUUACAGUGUGGAAAACGUUUUACUGACCCGAGAAAUCUUAAACGACACCAACGUAUCCACACAGGAGAGAAGCCGCAUCACUGCUCACAGUGCGGGAAGAGUUUUAUUCAAAAGAUUGAACUUCAGUUACACCAGCGCAUUCACACAGGAGAGAAGCCGUACCACUGCUCACAGUGUGGAAAGAGUUUCUCUCACCAGGGCUAUCUCAAACAACACCACCACAUUCACACAGGAGAGAAACCGUAUCAAUGCUCACAAUGUGGAAAGAGUUUUAUUCAAAAGAGUGCUCUUCAACAACACCAGCGCAUUCACACAGGAGAGAAGCUGUAUCACUGCUCACAGUGUGAAAAGAGUUUUACUGACCCGAGAAAUCUUAAACGACACCAGCGUAUCCAUACAGGAGAGAAGCCGCAUCACUGCUCACAGUGCGGGAAGAGUUUUAUUCAAAAGAUUGAACUUCAGUUACACCAGCGCAUUCACACAGGAGAGAAGCCAUACCACUGCUCACAGUGUGGAAAGAGGUUUAAGCGAAAGGAUCAUCUCCUACAACACCAGAGCAUUCACACAGGAGAGAAGCCGUAUCAAUGCUCACAGUGUGGAAAGAGUUUUAUUCAAAAGGGUGCGCUUCAUCAACACCAGCACAUUCACACAGGAGAGAAGCCUUAUCUCUGCUCACAGUGAGGAAAGAGUUUUACUCGAGUAGUUUCCAAAGACUUCAGAACAUUCACACAGGAAAGAAGUAUCACCGCUCACAGGGACUAGGCAUGUGUGAUAUAACCAUUUAAUCUACACCGUCUCUACACAAUAUUACACUGCCACCAUAUCUAGUGGUGUUUAUUAUGAUUAUAUUAUAUUACCAUAUCUACCAACCUUUACACUAAGGAGUGCUGCAAUUUCGCAAAAAAAAAAAAAAAAAUUUCAAAAACAGCACUUCCAGUGUUUGGCAGAAAGAAAAACAAGGAUGAAAUAUUUGCCAUCAGAAAGUAUAAAUUUUAAAUUUUUAAAUAAGGCCUACAGUGAAAUGUCAAAUCUGACACUUUACAAAUAUUGUUAAAGGUGUUAAUUAGAAUGUGACUAAAUAUGCUCUUUUUUUUUUGCUCUCUUGCGCCAUAUCACCACUCAAAAUGGGCCUCGUUUAUCAAUUUGUUUAUAGGAGCAUUUACACAAUUUGGUAUUCAUGAAAAACCUGUAAGUUCUGUAAAUGUUCGUAUCCUGAAUGUGUUAGUAUAUAUAUGUAAAAUAUGAACUAAUGUAAAUCUCAUAUAUAUAUAAUAUAUAUAUAUAGUGUGUGUGUCACAAUUUUACACUUAUGAGUUUAAAUCACAUAUUUAUUUAUAUUUACACACACCAAAUUAAUGAAUGAUUUGUGAAGCUUAGUCAUUUCAUAUUAAUGGCAUUACCUAUAGAAAUAUUAAAUAAAUAAAAAAAUCAAGAAAGCAAGCUAAUUUUUGCUGUUCAAAAGUCUUAGGCACAUGUUAAGAAAUGCUGUAAAGCAAAGAUGGCUUCAAUAUGAUAAAUAAUAACAUUAAAUGUUUCUACUUUAAAAAAUUCUAUAAAGAGCAAUGAAUAGCAGAAAACUAAACAAAGUCAAUAUUUGGUGUGAGAGCCCUUUUUUUAAAAAACAGAAAUAAUAAUAAUUAAUUAGUAGACUCUUGUCUGGUACAUUUUUCUGAGCAUCUUGGGAAAUGUGUGACAUUUGAGUGUCACACUUGCUACUGUUUUUUUUUUUUGCAGGUAAAAUCUGACAGCCUUUAUUAUGUGUUUUGAAAAGUGACUGAAAAGUGGUCUGAUAUGUAAUAUGUUACUUUCUGUUACUUUCUCUUUACUAGCAUACAUCUUUCUGUAACAUAAAAUUUUUUUGUUGGAAAAAUAAUGUUUGGAAAACUUUUUUUACUGACUCAAUAAUGCACACAGCAAUCAUCUAAGCCAAAAUUUGUAAUUAGAAACAAAUAAGGCAAGUCAUUCUAACGUGCUAUAUACUCCCUAAUUUUCAGCAUGACAUCAUUCAGGUUCCUUCUGAGACAUCACCAUCUGCUUUUCCAACAUGGAUGUUUGUGGAUGUGCACUUCUCGGUUGGUUCGCAACACUUCUAGUCUUUUUGAAUUUGUUAAGUUUGGCAACAGUGUCAUGUGUGAUGUGCUUGCCAUGUUUCCUAUUAAAGUCCUAGACAACUGUGUCAGAGCAUCUCCAAAACAGCAGGUGUUGCGGGGUGUUCCCGGUAUGCAGUGGUUAGUACCUACCAAAAGAGGUCCAAGGAAGGAUAACCGGUGACUCGGAGACAGGGUCAUGGGCUCCCAAGGCUCACUGAUGCGCGUGGGGAGCGAAGGCUCGUCUGCUCCGAUCCCACAGAAGAGCUACUGUAGCACAAACUGCUGAAAAAGUUAAUGCUGGCUCUGAUAGAAAGGAGUCAGAACACACAGUGCAGCUUGCUGCGUAUGGAGCUGCGUAGCUGCAGAGCGGUCAGAGAGCCCAUGCUGAUUCUGUCCACCACCGAAAGCUCCUACAAUGGACACAUGAGCAUCAGAACUGGACCAUGGAGCAAUGGAAGAAGGUGGCCUGGUCUGAUGAAUCACAUUUUCUUUUACAUCAUAUGGAUGGAUGGGUGCAUGUACAUUGCUUACCUGGGGAAGAGAUGGCACCAGGAUGCACUAUGGGAAGAAGGCAAGCUGGCAGAGGGAGUGGGUACUUUGGCUAGGACAUAUGAGGAACAUGAUGAAAUGAACUUGUGGAUGUCUUGGAGCAUACGGGUCCACCAGUAUUUGCCCUGAAGAAAUUGUGUGCCAGGGUGUCCAGUAGCUGUUGAGGUGUCAGCUCAUGUAAUCAGUUUGUCUCUGAGGUGAGAAGGCACAUAUUAUUUGUCAGCUGGGCAGUGUGCAGGAACUCUCCUCAGGUGUUCUCUCUAUGUCCCAAUCAGUGUCCCAGGUUAUAUACCCUACAAAGCAUGACUGAGGUAGGAUACAUUCCUCUGUGGUUUCUCUGGGAGGAGCUGAUAAGAAACAGGAGAGAGCGUCAGCCUUUGUGUUCGUGGAGCCUGGUCUGUAGGAGAUGGUAAAAUGAAAACUUGAAAAGAACGGGGUAGAGUUUGUCAUUUAAGCGAGUUAAUGUUCUCUAAGUUCUUGUGAACAGAUUUGGCCUGGCUUAUUUUUGCAUAACAGGCCAAAACCAGCACAGAUACGUUCUGUUACAUCUGAUGUGAAUUUAGGCCAGAACUGGCCCAGCUCAGCCUUUAAUUUUAUUAUAUUCAGCCCAGAUCAGACACAGACCCAUGACUCAUUUUCAUAUCUGGUCCAAAUGUGGCACAGAAUCGGUUGCAGUUAGAGCAACACUGGUCCAGCUCCACACAUUAAACCCCUGCUUAUCCAAGACAGAUGUUGCCCAGAUCCUAUAGCUUUAUUUGCAUAUGAGUGCUAAUAAAUGCUAUAUAAUUUAACAUAUUUAACAUAUUUUAGUUUUUUUUCCCCAAAUACUUAAAAUGUCAUUGUAAUUCUUACAACAGACAUUAUCUUGCCUAAACCGUGUGUAUAAACAUAAAAAUACAAAACAGACUGCUUAACCAAAAGGUCAAGGUUUUUGAAUGGCCUAGCCAGAGCCCAGACCUGAAUCCAACUAAAAAUCUGUGGGGUGACCUGGAGCAGGCUGUGCACUGGAGAUGCCCUUACAAUUUGAUGGAUCUAGAAUGUUUUUGCAAGAAAGAGUGGGAAAAUAUUGCCAAGUCAAGCUGUGCCACACCGAUAGGCUCUUGCCCAAAAAGUCUGAGUGGUGAAAUAAAAUCAAAAGGAGCUUCAACAAAGUAUUAGUUUAGAGGUGUGCAUACUUUUGCAACUGGGUUAUUGUAAGUUUUUUUAUAU